GUUCGUCGCCACGCGCUGUCAGUCGUCCGCUUGCUGUCGCGCCUGUCGCAAACCACUACACUCGCUUUUCUUUGAACGCUGUUCGACUGUACACAUCAGACUCGUGUCGCUCGUUGAAUUCUCGGAGACUUGAACAGCACGGGGCUCUGUUUGGCUCGUUCGACCCAAUCUCCAUCCGUCGUUGUGGAGACGGUGUUGGCUCCGCUCGCUCUGAUAUAACUGAACGACCCAAACAGUCGCCAACUCCCCGACUCGUCGUCCACCAUACGUCGACACGAUGGGUUUCGGUGAUUUUGACUCGAUUUGCGCCAAAGCAGCGCUGCCGCUGUGCUCCUUGGUGGGCCCGGCGUCCUCCAUAUCAGGCGAUACUGGCAUCAUCCCCAACUGUUAUGCCCGUAAUAUCGAACUGGCCAAUACCAUCAUUUUCGAAGGCGCAGCGUCCUUUCUCCAUAUCAUCGCGCUUGCGAUGACAGUGAUCAUGAUUUUACAUAUCAGGUCUAAAUUCACUGCUGUCGGCCGCAAGGAAAUCAUCACGUUCUUUUACAUCUACAUGCUUUUGACCGUGUGCUCCCUGGUUAUCGAUGCCGGUGUUGUGCCGCCGAGAAGCGGUCCGUUCCCAUAUUUCGUCGCCGUUCAAAACGGAUUGGCCUCGGCCCUAUGCACAUCUCUAUUAGUCAACGGCUUUGUGGGGUUCCAGCUAUACGAGGAUGGAACUUUUUUGUCUGUUUGGCUUAUUCGACUGACAUCUGUGAUCAUGUUCGCGGUGUCCUUCCUGGUAUCCCUUUUGACCUUCAAGUCCUGGGGAGGCCUUAGUCCCACCAAUACCGUCGGUAUGUUUGUGGUACUUUACAUCGUGAACGCAAUCUGCAUUGCCGUGUACCUCGUUAUGCAGCUCCUACUGGUGAUGAACACUCUCGAGGACCGUUGGCCGCUGGGUCAUAUCUGUUUUGGUCUGCUUGUCUUCAUCUGCGGCCAGGUGCUCCUCUACGGAUUUAGCGACACCAUUUGCGAAAAUGUCCAGCAUUACUUGGAUGGUCUUUUCUUUGCCACCUUCUGCAAUCUCUUGGCUGUCAUGAUGGUCUACAAGUUCUGGGAUUACAUCACGAAAGAGGACCUCGAGUUUUCUGUUGGCAUCAAACCUAAUACCUGGGAAGUCAAGGAGCGUCUGCCCGAAGAGGAUCGUCGUGCAGCAGGCUACCAGGAUACCAACUCGGAGUAUGCCGGCAGCAUGUACCACCACCGUGCAUCGACCUAUAAUGCCCACAACUAUUAAUGCGGGUCUUUGACUUUGCCUUAGAAAUGACGCCUUCACGACUUUUUUCCCCGUUUAGUUUCCGGUUUCUGGUUAGCAGCGGAAUUAUUAUCGGCAUUGUCUAUUAAUCGCUUGUUAUGAUCUCUUGGCUUUUUCUUGGUAUAAUUGAUUGUCAUCUUUUUGGCCCUUUUGUGUUUUUCAACGUUACAUUGUAUAUUGGCGCUGAGGUCAUCCUCUAGCUUAGUCCUGUAUUUAGAUUAUAAAGAAUGGUAGUUCAAUGAAAUACAUACGUCAGAC
Molecule: messenger RNA, 1549 nt
Organism: Aspergillus steynii IBT 23096
Lineage: Eukaryota; Fungi; Ascomycota; Eurotiomycetes; Eurotiales; Aspergillaceae
Product: chitin synthase export chaperone
Exons: 3
Coding region: 278-1273 (331 amino acids)
Biological process (GO): protein folding
Cellular component (GO): endoplasmic reticulum membrane
Source: RefSeq, a predicted model, not a curated record